Messenger RNA from Polistes dominula (European paper wasp), 490 nucleotides. RefSeq names its product transcription factor Sp8-like. Lineage: Eukaryota; Metazoa; Arthropoda; Insecta; Hymenoptera; Vespidae. The record is from RefSeq and is a predicted model, not a curated record.
ACCACGUUAACCGGUUCCUUCAACCAGCUCCCAGUCAAGCUUUUUUUCCGACGGUACACACGCAUUCCGUUCCUUCAGCCCGUGCCGAAUCACACUCCAGAGUAAAGAAGUAAUCUAACCCUGUUUGAUUCGUUCUUCGGCUUCUGCCGUCGUCGUUGUUCUUUCGUCAUCAUGAUUUCGUGUGCUAUGUGUUGACACCAUUUGCGACGACGACAACUAUAAAAGAAACAACGCGAGAGAGAAACGCAGCAGAAACCGCGAUCUUUUUUGUUUUUCCUUUAUCUUUUCUUUUUUGUAAUAACAAAAUAAGAGCAAAAGAGGAAAAAAUAAACUCAACACGUUGUUCUGGUGAAUUAAAGAAUCGAUUAAUUCUACGGUCCAAGUGUCGAGGGACCUAACGACAUGCUGACCGACAUGACACCAGCCGCGGCUGGUCAACUUUAUCCGCAGCUGCAAUCCAUCGCCAAGUCACCCGCUCAUGGACAUGUGG